CCCGGAGUCGGGAAAACAAAGAUGGCGCCGUUCCCGGAGGAGGUGGACGUCUUCUCCGCGCCGCACUGGCGCAUGAAGAAACUGGUGAACCUUUACUCGGAGAAGCUCUCCAACACCAAUUUCUCCAACAGCCGAGACUUCCAGUCGCUGCUGACCUCGCUGUACGCCACCUUCACAGAGUUCAAAUCUCACGAGCAGAUUGAGAACGAGUACAUCAUGGGCGAGCUGCAGCAGAGACUACAGGCCCUCUCCGUCUGUAACAGCUCCGUCUCCAACGUCCACUCGGACAACAAACUAUCCGACAUGCUCAGUCUCUUCGAGAAAGGCCUCAGGACCUUCAAGGAUGAGUACGAGCUACUCAACUACAGUCAGCAGCUGAGGGAACGGCUGGACGCUUUCACCCGGGACUUCAUCCCCCACAUGAAGGAGGAGGAAGAGGUUUUCCAGCCCCUGCUGAUGGAGUAUUUCUCCUACGAGGAGCUGAAGGACAUAAAGGUGAAGGUAUUAGCGCGGCACGGGCACGUGGACACUGUGGAGGUCCUGAAGGAGCUGCAGCUGAGGAAUCAAACCGAAGACCCACAGAAACCGGACAAGAACAGUCACAGCAGUAACCGAACACCCCCAGAGCCGGAGCCACCAGCCAACAACACUCACGUCUCCCAGCUGCCGCCCGAGGUGCUGCUGAAAAUCUUUGCCUACCUGAACCCUCUCGAGUUGUGCCGAUCGCGCCAGGUGAACUCUCGCUGGGCGAAAACGGCAGGAACCGCCAGCCUCUGGAGACAUCUGUACCCUGUCGCCUGGGCGAGAGGUGAUUGGUACAAUGGGCCUCCUGGGACCAUCAGCCCGACUGCAGAGUACCCGUGUGAGACAGAGGGGGAGGAUCACCGCCCGAGCUGGGAUGAGGACGCUGACAUCGACGAAUCAGAGGAGUCCCGCCAGGAAGUGUGGCCGCUGAGGAAGGCGCAGCGGGAAGCCCAGCUCCUGCAGGCUCUGAUCCACGAGCUGCUGCCCCAGGUCGGCACCGCUGUCAGGACGCUGGUGUUAGCCUACAGCAGCACCCUCUCCAGCCAAAUGGUUCGGCAAAUCCUCAACAGCUGUCCCAGGCUGCAGUACCUGGACCUGACGCAGACCGCGGUCACCGACUCGGCGUUUAACAGGUGUCGGUCGGGGAGCUGCCGAUCUCUCCAGCACCUGGACCUCUCGGGCUGUGAGCGGGUGACCGACGCGGCCCUGCAUCACCUCUCCCGGGCACUGGGCGAGCUGCCGGAGGACCUAGAGGGCGAGGGUGCCCAGGCCUGGCGCUCCGAGUGCACCUGGGCCCCCCACGGCUGCCACCUGUGCCCGCCUGGAGCCGAGGAUGAGGAAGAGGAGGAGCUGGGCACCCAGGGGGGCGACGCGGGCCAGGUCUGGCUGCUACCCGAGGAGGAGCUCCUGGACAUCGAGGACGCUGGGGGGCUGAGGGUCCACGGGCAAAGGCCAGGGACUGCCCGUCGAGAGGCCCUGCCACCAGCGGGCUCCAUCGCCGCCCGCUGCAUCCGCGACUCGGACUGCCCCCUGGCCCGGGCGCCCUGUGGGCACACCCUCUGUGCUGGUGGGAGCAGGAUGAGGACUCAGGGGACUGUGCUCCCACCACCACCGCAGUGUAACAAGAUGGUACGGACUCAGGGCCCAGGCGCCGGGCGAUGGAGGGGCAGAGCGGAGCCCGAUGCCCGCUCCCUGCGGUUCCUCAGUCUGUCCGGCUGCUUCCAGAUCACCGACCACGGACUCAGGGCGCUGACUCUCCAUGGGGGUCUCCCGUUCCUGGAACACCUCGAUCUGUCGGGCUGCCUGUUCAUCACAGGGCCUGGCCUCCAGGAGUUAGUGUCUGUCUGUCCCGCCCUGAGGGACGAAUAUUUCUUCUACUGUGAUAAUAUCAGCGGUCCACACGCCACCACAGCCAGUGGCUGUCAGAACCUGCAGUGCUCGGUGCGAGCGUGCUGUCGCUCUGGAGAGUGACUCCCUCUUCCCCUGGCCCCCUUCCCCCACUCCCUCUCCUCCCUUGGGGGGUUGGGCUCUCCUGACCUUGUAAUGACACUCAGACCUCCGCCCAGUUGGAGGACUGACAGCGCAGCCCCUUGUAAAUAACCCUCUGGACGAAGCCCCUUUGACUCCCAAACCAAGACCCAAUCUGUCGUGGAGACUGGGGCCUCGCAGGCAUUUCACCCCCUGCCCCCCCUCAAUUCCCCAAGCCCCCUGUCUGCAGUAUCAGUAGGAACGAGCCGUCAACCCCCCCUCCCUCGCUUGGGGCGAGAAACACAGGAACGAGAGUGCCUUGAGUUUGUCAGGGAGAGGGGUGGGUGGGGUGGGGUAGCGCAGGUUAUGUUCACUCGCGACUUCGCUCCCCUCCGAACUCUGUCCCUCCUCACCGCUGCAUCCUCCGACUUGAUGACUUCAUCUCCCCCCUCCUCCAGCCUCACGGUCAGACUCGCUGCUCCUUACCCCUCCCCCCUUUUCUCCCAGACGUGUGCCCUGACCCGCGAAAGGUGUGUACAGAUAUAAAUAAAACUGAACGUGACGAUUGCCAUCAA
This is a messenger RNA of Hemiscyllium ocellatum (epaulette shark), 2567 nucleotides long. It is a transcript of the gene fbxl5, whose product is annotated as F-box and leucine-rich repeat protein 5. The coding region runs from base 22 to 1995 and encodes 657 amino acids. The transcript has 11 exons. Gene Ontology annotation, molecular function: protein binding. NCBI's taxonomy places the organism in Eukaryota, Metazoa, Chordata, Chondrichthyes, Orectolobiformes, Hemiscylliidae. The record is from RefSeq and is a predicted model, not a curated record. Gene Ontology annotation, biological process: intracellular iron ion homeostasis.